AUGUUUAAAGGACACGAACUAGUCGACGCAGCACUCGAUGAGCUUCGAAAAAUCCCCCAACAGCACCGAAGAGGUCGAGAGGCGCCUGGAAUAUUCAGCUCGGCUCUGCGCCUGCUUCUCAGGACCAUCCCAACCGGGCCCGUCACUGCGCCAUCGCAGUCAAAGACGACGACGCUCAGCGGUCCGCUGGUGAACGCGGUAGAAUACCUCGAGCAGGCUGCGCAGCAGAACAACUCUGAUGCGCUUUACAUCCUCGCCGACUUCAACUUCUUCGGCAACUACAGCCACCCCAGAGACCUUGGUGCUGCCUUCAAGUACUACCGACAACUAGCAUCGAGCCAUGGAAAUACCACGGCGCAGUACAUGCUUGGCGUGUACUACUCGACAGGCAUUGGCGAUGUCGUGCCCCGGGACCAAGGCAAAGCGCUCCUCUACUACACCUUUGCUGCCGUUCGAGGAGACACCAGAGCCGAAAUGGCCACGGGCUUCCGCCAUCUUGCAGGCAUCGGAACAACCAAGAGUUGCGAAAGUGCUGUCAAGUACUACAAGCGCGUGGCAGACAAGGCCAUCGAGUGGUACCGCUCGGGUCCUCCAGGAGGCAUGUCGUGGGUAUCUCAGUCAUGGCGCAUUGCAGACGAUGACGGGGGAUUGUAUGGAGAAGGUGCAAGUGCUUCAAGCGCCGGCAUGAAUGCUUUCAAACCAAGCCCCAACUCGGAUGCCAAUGCCGCUAUCGGCGAUGUCAUUGAGUAUCUGGAUUUGAUGUCUCAAAAGGGCGAUUCCAAAGCGUCAUUCAACCUGGGUCGCAUCUAUUACGAGGGCCAGCGAGGACUGGACCACGACUACGAGCUCGCCAGGAAGUAUUUUUUACUGGUGGCAUCCAGGUACUGGAAGAAUGGACGCAUCGUGGACAAUGCUAAACCAGGCAUUGAGAAGCUGGCCGGUAAGGCCGCCGGCUACCUCGGCCGCAUGUAUCUCAGGGGAGACGGCGUGCCUCAGAACUUUGACAGGGCAAAAAUAUGGUUUGAGCGUGGUGAUUCGCAGGCUGACGCACUGUCACGAUAUGGUCUGGGCCUCAUGUAUCUGCACGGCUACGGCGUCAAGGAGAAUGUCGUCAGAGCCGUGGAGCUCUUCAGGGUAUCGGCCGACCACGACUAUGCCCCGGCGCAAGUCCAGAUGGGACAGCUGUACCUCGACCAAGGCGGGACCGAGGAUGUUCGCAUAGCUAACAACUACUUUGAGCUGGCGGCCCGAUAUGGCAAUAUUGAGGCGAACUACUAUCUGGCGGAGCUGGUUUUUCACGGCUUGGGUCGCGAGAAGCUCUGUAGCAUGGCGCUGAGCUACUACAAGAGUGUGGCCGAGAAGGCAGAGCCCCUUGUCUCGUCUUGGGCAGACGCAAACGACGCAUACGAGGCUGGGGAUCACGACCUGGCGUUCCUCCAUUACCUCUUGGCGGCCGAGCAAGGAUACGAGAAGGCGCAGACCAAUGUCGCGUAUCUCCUUGACACACUCCGAUCCAAACUACCCUUCUAUGAGAUGAUGCGAAAACGAAGGGAUAGAUCUGGGCUUCUCGAUAAUCCUACACUGGCCCUGAUUCACUGGACGCGAUCAUCGAGGCAGGCAAACGUUGACGCGCUUGUGAAGAUGGGCGAUUACUACUUCUACGGUGUCGGCGCAGAACGAGAUGUUAGCAAGGCGGUUCAGUGCUAUACUGGCGCUUCCGACUAUUCGCAAAGCGCCCAAGCACUCUUCAACCUGGGCUGGAUGCAUGAAAACGGCAUCGGACUGACACAGGACUUCCACCUCGCCAAGAGAUACUACGAUCACGCCUUGGCCGUCAAUGAUGAGGCGUACUUGCCCGUCACCCUAGGACUGCUCAAACUUCGCGUGCGAAGCGCUUGGAACACACUGACAAAUGGAUCAGUUCACUCUAUCCAAGACGAGCCGAAGAAGAAGAAGGACUGGUCCCUCUCAGAGUGGAUAGCCAAUUUCCUGGAAGACGAUGGAAUGAUGUACGAGGAUGAAUACUAUGAUGAUUACUACGAUGAGACCAUUGGAAACGAGGGCGAGGAUGCCUUGGAUGGAGUGGUCGAGAGCGCUCUUAUUAUAGGAAUUACGGCGGCCCUGGUGCUGCUCCUGUGGUGGAGGCAGAGGAUGCAGCAGCAACAGCACGCCCAGAACGAAGAAGGGGCGCGUCAAAACCAGAGGCAGCCGCAGGGCAACGCCGUCAACCCCGAAGACGCGUUUCCCGCGUGGGCAGGGGGAGGGAUGGGUUUAUAG
Molecule: messenger RNA, 2277 nt
Organism: Trichoderma reesei QM6a
Lineage: Eukaryota; Fungi; Ascomycota; Sordariomycetes; Hypocreales; Hypocreaceae
Product: ER membrane protein
Exons: 2
Coding region: 1-2277 (758 amino acids)
Biological process (GO): ERAD pathway
Cellular component (GO): endoplasmic reticulum membrane
Molecular function (GO): protein binding
Source: RefSeq, a predicted model, not a curated record